CUGCUGCUGCGCGGCCGCUCGCCUCCUCCCCCCCUCCCCCCCUCCCUCACUCCCUCGCUGGCUGCGGCCUGCAAGUGGAAGCAGAGACACAGAGAGAGAGACACAGACACAGAUAGAGGUGGAGCAGCAGCAGCAGCAGCAGCAGCAGCGUCAGGCGCGGGCGGGCGGACAAGACAAGAUGCCGGCGGUGGUGAUGGCGACCGGGAAAUCUGUGGGUUUCAGCAAACUCCUGGAGCAAUGCGAGACCCAGGAGCUGGAUGCUCCUGGUGGAAUAGCAACGCCUCAGGUUUAUGCCCAACUGCUUGCUUUAUAUCUCCUGCACAAUGACAUGAAUACAGCAAGAUAUCUCUGGAAGAGAAUACCCCAAGCCAUCAAAACUGCUAAUCCUGAGCUCGGAGCAAUAUGGUCCGUGGGGCAGCGUGUCUGGCAAAGAGAUUUCCCGGGAAUUUACACAGUAAUUAGCUCGCAUCAAUGGUCUGAUACCAUCCAGCCUAUAAUGGAGGAACUAAGAGAUGCUACAAGACGACGCGCCUUUGGCCUUGUUGCUCAAGCCUACACCUCUAUUAGUGCCGAUGAUCUUGCAGCCUUUGUUGGGCUUCCGGUAGAAGAUGCUGUCAAAGCCGUAUUGGAACAAGGGUGGCAGGCUGAUCCUUCCACACGAAUGGUUGUACCCAAAAGAAAUGAACCUCCUCCAGUACCACAGAUUCCUAAUGAACAACAGUUGGCCAGACUAACUGACUACGUGGCCUUCCUUGAGAACUGACAAAUUACCCUCAACAAAGGAGAGAAAACCCAGCCAUUUCAGUUUGUUACUUUUGAGUGUGACACAGAUGAGCAGAAAUCUCCAGCAGACUUUAACUUAAUCCCGAAUGUUCUUGUAAAUAUCAUUAAAUGUCAUUAAAUAAAAAGUUGUCCCGGCAAUAUCUAGUCUUCUCCACAAAGUUAAGAUUUUUAUUCUUGGAAUCCUACUGACGGGACCUUUAGAAAUGUCCACCCACAAUAUGGAUUCUGCAGCUUCCUCCUCUGCUUUCAGUUGAUCCCAAUGAAUUGGAGUGUUUAUUCGUAAGAAAACAAAGGUCAGCGGAACGCAUUUCGUGCCAGAUCCGCAGCUCUGGAGAAACCAGGGCUUAUUUUCAUUAUGUGCAUGAUUAAUAAGCUAUAAUAAAACUAAACGAGAGUA
Messenger RNA from Amblyraja radiata (thorny skate), 1180 nucleotides. RefSeq names its product COP9 signalosome subunit 8 (gene cops8). Gene Ontology annotation, biological process: COP9 signalosome assembly; protein deneddylation. The transcript is spliced from 7 exons. Gene Ontology annotation, cellular component: COP9 signalosome. The coding region runs from base 179 to 763 and encodes 194 amino acids. The record is from RefSeq and is a predicted model, not a curated record. NCBI's taxonomy places the organism in Eukaryota, Metazoa, Chordata, Chondrichthyes, Rajiformes, Rajidae.